Molecule: messenger RNA, 1806 nt
Organism: Alternaria arborescens
Lineage: Eukaryota; Fungi; Ascomycota; Dothideomycetes; Pleosporales; Pleosporaceae
Product: Neopentalenolactone D synthase
Exons: 2
Coding region: 1-1806 (601 amino acids)
Molecular function (GO): NADP binding; N,N-dimethylaniline monooxygenase activity; flavin adenine dinucleotide binding
Source: RefSeq, a predicted model, not a curated record
AUGACAACUCAAGGACCCAUCGCUGCAGCUCCGAUAGCUGAGGUACCUCUCCCAGACCCAGAUGUUGCCAAGUCAACCGUCGACAUCAAGACUGGAGAGUUAGCUCACGAGAACGACUUGACCUUUGAUCCGGCAGCACUCCAAGCGAAGUAUCUCCAGGAGCGUGACCGACGUUUAGCACGAGAUGAAGGCGUAGAGCAAUACACACUCCUUGAUGGUAGCUUGGCACACUAUCUAGAAGAUCCAUGGGUCGAGCCAGGAUUCAAACGUGACCCAAUCGAAGAAGAGACCGAGGUGGUGAUCAUCGGCGGCGGGUAUUGGAACAGGUAUCCUGGAGCGCAGUGCGAUAUCGAAUCCUACAUCUACAUGCCCCUGCUCGAGGAAGUCGGAUACAUGCCGACAGAGAAAUAUGCGCGUGCCAAAGAGUUGCUUAAACAUUCACGCAUGAUUGGCGAGAAAUACGAUCUCUACUCGCGUGCCUUAUUCCAGACCGAAAGCAAAGAGAUGCGAUGGAACGAAGAAGAGGGGAAAUGGACUACUCACACGGCGCGAGGCGAUAAGAUCAAAUCGAGAUUUGUGAUUCCUGCUGCGGGCCCUCUUCAUCGGCCAAAGUUUCCUGGCUUAAAAGGUAUCGAAGAUUUCAAGGGCCAUUCUUUCCACUCUUCGCGAUGGGAUUAUACUUACACGGGGGGCGAUUCCUCGGGUAACUUGCACAAGCUAAAAGACAAGCGCGUAGCUAUCAUCGGUACAGGUGCGACAGCCGUUCAGAUAGUGCCUCAUUUGGGAGAGUGGGCAAAGAAACUUUACGUCUUCCAGCGCACCCCUUCGUCGAUUGACGUUCGUGGUAAUCGCCCGACUGACGAGGCAUGGGCACAGUCGCUCCAGAAGGGAUGGCAGAAGAAGCGCAUGGACAAUUUCGACAACAUCGUCAACGGUGGUUACGAAGAAGUGGAUAUGGUAUCAGAUCGUUGGACAGAUAUCAUUCGGUCCUUGCUGACCGCUGGCAUCGACCCGAACAACCCGGUGGAAGCUGCAGCCAAACGUCAGAUCGCUGAUUUCAAGAAAAUGAAUGCUAUCCGCGCUCGAACGGAUGAGAUCGUGAAGAACAAGGAGACGGCUGAUGCGUUAAAGCCAUGGUACAACCAAUUCUGCAAGCGUCCCUGCUUCCAUGACGAAUACCUACCCACCUUCAAUCGCCCCAACGUCGAACUCGUUGACACCAAAGGUCAAGGUGUUGACCGCAUUACUCCUAACGGCAUUAUGGCAAACGGGCAAGAAUACGAAAUCGAUUGCCUAGUGUACGCCACUGGCUUCGAACUCGCAAACGAAUGGUCGCACAAGACCGGCAUCGAGAUCUAUGGCCGCGACAAUACAACCAUCACCGAGAAGUGGGCCGAAGGCGCUCAAACACUUCAUGCUUGGGGAACACGGAACUUCCCAAACUGCUUGUUCGUUCAGAUCGUUCAAGGGGCCCUGACACCGAACUUCAUGCACGUCACCAACGAACAAGCGAUCCACUAUGCGUACAUCAUAUCUGAAUGUAAGAAACGUGGGUUCAGGACUAUAGAGCCGACAAAGGAAGCGGAGGAAGGGUGGACACAGACGAUCGUUGAUGGAACUGCUAUCCGGGGCGACUUUCUGAAGGAGUGCACGCCAGGGUAUUACAACAAUGAGGGCAAGGCGAGCGAGAGUGCUAAGAGGAAUGCGACCUAUGGGUAUGGAAGCCCGGCCUUCAUCAAAAUCUUGACUGAUUGGAGGGAGGAGGGCGGGAUGAAGGGCGUGGAUGCUACGUACGCCAAGGAGUAG